This is a messenger RNA of Calidris pugnax (ruff), 1262 nucleotides long. Its product is annotated as mas-related G-protein coupled receptor member H-like. Gene Ontology annotation, biological process: G protein-coupled receptor signaling pathway. The transcript has 2 exons. The record is from RefSeq and is a predicted model, not a curated record. Gene Ontology annotation, cellular component: membrane. Gene Ontology annotation, molecular function: G protein-coupled receptor activity. The coding region runs from base 182 to 1159 and encodes 325 amino acids. Lineage: Eukaryota; Metazoa; Chordata; Aves; Charadriiformes; Scolopacidae.
AUGGAGCCUGACCAGGAGGCAAAUUGAAUCAGUCCUCCUCUUAGCAGCCAGUCUGCAGUCGAAUGCUCUCCCUGUGGCUCGGGGCACCGUCCAUGGUCCCUCCUGCAAGUUGAGAGCCCUCAUCUUAAGAGGAGGUGGUGGGAGAGGGAGGAGGUGGCCAUCCGGAGCUGGGUCAUUCACCAUGGUCGAGACCAGCACAACUGACCUCUCUCCGAACUACACAGAUUAUGGAUAUGACUACACUGAGCAAGAUAUGCAAUAUUGGUGCAUAACACAUGAUUAUACACGGGUGAUAAUUUCAGGUGUUUUUAUUGUUGUUUGCCUGUGUGGACUUGCGGGGAAUAUGGUGGUUGUGUGGUUCCUGGGCUUCCACAUGAAGAAGAACCCCUUCACUGUCUAUGUCCUGAACCUGGCCAUCGCUGACUUCUCUCUGCUCCUCUUCGUUCUUGGGAUACUUACAGUAAACAUUCUUUCAGCAGUAGAAUGUUUUAAUUGGUAUACAUAUGUGGUGUCCAGGUAUAAGCUAAUGGUUUUGUUUUUCUUUUGGUAUUUGGCCAGCAUGUAUCUCCUGACAGCAAUGAGCAUGGAGAGGUGCCUCUCUGUUUUGUUCCCAGUCUGGUACCGCUCUCGCCGCCCAAAGCACUUAUCAGGCAUCGUGUGUGGGGUGCUCUGGGCUCUCGUUGCAAUUAUUGCUUCUUUGCUUUUAGUUAGUUGUUCCUUCCAUUUCGAUAGACGCUGUUCGAAAGUAUUAAAUGUUUUAAGCCCUCUGAAUUUUCUCAUUUUCUGUUUACUCCCACUCCUUUCCAACCUUACCAUGUUCUUCAGACUCCGAUGUGGCUCACAGAGACGACACCCAGGGAAGCUCUAUGUUGCUGUCCUCCUCAGUGUCAUAUGCAUGUUCAUCUUUGGCCUUCCUCUCAUUAUAUUGAUUUUCAUUUUCCAUUUUGAUAAACACAUACCUACACUUUUUAUUGGUUACCUGCUGGCAUCACUGAACAGCAGCAUCAACCCACUCAUUUACUUCCUGGUGGGGAGCUUCUGGAAACGCCACUUCCAGGGCUCUGUGAAAGCCGCCCUACGACGAGUGUUUGAAUACAAAGUCAUCAGCGAGGACAGUAGACAGACGUCUGGGGAGACUGCAGUGGAGAUCACUGUAUAAGAUACUGCUGGUGAGAAGCCCUGGAGAUGUGGUCGCUCACAGACAGCCAGAAGGAGGUGGAGGCGUGGGGACACGUAGCACACAGCCAGCGCUGCACUGCUCA